Molecule: messenger RNA, 5536 nt
Organism: Pseudoliparis swirei
Lineage: Eukaryota; Metazoa; Chordata; Actinopteri; Perciformes; Liparidae
Product: cytoplasmic phosphatidylinositol transfer protein 1-like
Exons: 9
Coding region: 1044-2084 (346 amino acids)
Biological process (GO): phospholipid transport
Cellular component (GO): cytoplasm
Molecular function (GO): phosphatidylinositol transfer activity; phosphatidylinositol binding
Source: RefSeq, a predicted model, not a curated record
GUUCAAUUGUUAACCACCAAUCAGCAAAACAUCUGACAUGAUGCAAAUCUUGGUAUACUUGCUUAUUUUGAUCACACAUCAGAAAAGAUGCCAUUUAGAAAUUGACGUGAACUCCAUUGAGCUACUCAUUAUAAUUCACCAUCUACUUUAUUUUUUGUCUCUGACCCACAUUAUUUAAUUUGUCAUAUCAGUAUAAUUAACAAUGACAAUUCAUAAAAAAACUCAAGGUCACGCCAAUGGCUGCAUUGACCUACUGCCUACCUACACCACCUGCCCUAAACCCUCUGUACUGUAAUUGCCUUCAAUUUACAAGAAAGUCCAAUGCCUGUCGUAUUUGCUGAAAUAAUACUCUAUUUUAGUUUGUGGUAAUGUGAUUGGAAGACAACUUCAUUGCGAACAUACAUGUGCGGAUAAUAGAAAGACGGAUAAUAAGCCUCUUAAUACCAGGCUUUGCCUCAGGGAUACUUAACAAAUAUACAGUUGGUUAAAUUACCAUAAAACAAUUGACAAGCAGCCUAGCUUUUGGGGGCCCGCUGGAUCUCAGUGCCCCAGGCAGGUGCCAGCUUCAGUUGAUAACACAGGCUAUUAUUUGGUAAAAUAAUAAUUUUAAUAUUUUUAUUUUUGACUCUUGAGUGUUACAUUAGUCAACAGGGGAUAUCUGAAGUAUAUUUUAUUCCUUCAUUUUCGAACGUGAUACGGUUCACACUCUUAUUUUGAAGCCCUACAUCCUACAGGUUCCGGUCCCGUUCGGCUCUGUUCGCUCAGCUUGACUCCUCCGCGCGAUAAGAGGGGGGACGAUCCUUAGAGCGAGCUCAUUACUGCACGAAUCACUCCCAGUCGGCGACAGUGUCCGCAGGUCCCAAUGAGAGAACUCAGCCUGAACUCGGGCUGCCUUUCCUAACCCGGGCUCGACCUUCCUCCCCAAAUGCGCUGACACGUCUCCUGACAUCACACACAUCCCGUCGGCUGGCGGAGGGAUCGUCUACUUGGCUGGCUUUGACACAUUGCGAGUGAACACGAGAGACGCGCGCGCACGGCGGAAGAUGUUGCUGAAGGAGUACAGGAUAUGCAUGCCACUCACAGUGGACGAGUACCAGAUCGGCCAGCUGUACAUGAUCAGCAAGCACAGCCACGAGCAGAGCGACAGAGGGGAAGGAGUGGAGGUCGUCCAGAACGAACCGUUCGAAGACCCGACGCACGGCCAAGGACAGUUCACAGAGAAACGAGUCUACCUCAACAGUAAAUUACCCACCUGGGCUCAAGCAGUGGUUCCCAAGAUCUUCUACGUGACAGAGAAAGCGUGGAACUACUACCCUUACACCAAAACAGAAUACACAUGCUCAUUCUUGCCCAAGUUCUCCAUCCACAUAGAGACAAAAUAUGAGGACAACAAAGGAUGCAAUGACAAUAUCUUUGACACCGAGCUGAAGGAGCAGGAGAGGGAGGUGUGCUUCAUCGACAUCGCCUACGAUGAGAUCCCCGAGCGCUACUACAAAGAGUCUGAGGACUUGCGCUAUUUCAAGUCAGAUAAGACGUCGCGGGGGAUUCUUCAGGAGGGCUGGAGAGACACCCAGGAACCCAUCAUGUGCUCGUACAAACUGGUCACCGUCAAGUUUGAGGUGUGGGGUUUGCAGACCCGUGUGGAGCAGUUUGUACACAAGGUGGUUCGGGAUGUGUUGCUGCUGGGACAUAGACAGGCAUUUGCUUGGGUGGAUGAGUGGAUCGACAUGACAAUGGAUGAGGUGAGAGAGUUUGAGCGCACCAUCCAGGAGGCCACCAACCAGAAGAUAGGGAUUUUCCCACCGUCGAUCUCCAUCAGCGAGACGCCCCUGUCUUCCUGUUCCCUCACCGGCCAUGCCAGCGCCCCCACCACCCCCUUGUGCACUGAUGCGCCUGAGUCCCUCUCCGUCUUCAAGGACCGACCCCGCAAACAAUCUGCACCAGAAGCCCUUACCCUUCCUGAUCCUGACAAAAGUGGCGUUCCACAGGGCUCUCCCAUGAGCCCACUACCCAUUUCAAACGACCUCCAAUCAUCCACACCACCCGGCUCCAACGCUGAUAUUGCUGAACUGAAUGAGCAGUAGAGGGGCCGCUGGAUGUCUUCCCCCACCCCAUGCUUUACUUAUUCCCCCAACCCCAUUGUCUUAUUAGCCCAAUGAGACUUGCCUCACCUUUUUACACAAGUGGCCAGACAUUCAAGUUCUCUAGCCAGAUCUAAGGAUUUGCCAUAAACCUGGACACACGACAGUCACAAUCGCCAUUGAAGUCUACAUCAGUGCUGAUGAGACAGCUGUAGGCUGAGCCACCUUGUUGUAGUUGGCCUGUGAGCUGAGUCAGCCACAUGUCUCAUCUAGUAAAACAACCAUUUGUAAUGUCUAAUUAAAACAAAGUGCAUCUUUAGUUAUUUUUUGUUGAUCAGCAAAAGAAUAAUUUUGUAUUGUUGUGUUUCCUGAAGUGUUUCCUUAUGUUUUCUUCAAUCAGACAAGCCAAUUGCUUUCAAGCUGUUGAACUAAGACGUAAAUGCCUUAGCGCCACAGAGCCAGUGGUGUUUAUUAGUUUUGACAAUGUGUGCGAAUGAAUGCAUGACAAACAUUGUCCUUUGUAAAAUGGCUGUCUUGAUGCAAUUAGAAAUCGAUGACACAAACUAGAGCAGAACAGUAGAACUAAUGUGCUCGAGCAACACACACCAGAAGGACAGCCAGUACCCUCAGAACAGAGCCGCUUAGCAACUGUUUCCUGAGCAGGCCUGUGGAUCAGAUUGCACUUGUCUUUUCAAUCCCAUACUCCAAUUAUACAACAGAUGCAAGAUCAGUACAAUCACAGAGAGUUUACACCUCAGGUCUCCCCAAUUCUGCCUAGCUCACACUAAGGCAGAGAUAUUAUUGUACCUUUCUCUCCCUGCCUAUUGCCAAACAGCCACAUUUUAUACCUCCACAGAUAUAACAAUACAUCAACUAUUGUAUGUACUGUACCAGUCGACUUAACACUUGGACUGUUUACACAUCCGAAAACCUUGGCGCAUUCGCAUAAUAGCGGUAACAUUGUACCUUAAGCUGUUCUAUCUGCACUGGUGGUUUUAUGAUGAAGAUUUAAAAUAGAAUAUGUUGGAGUUUUAUUACUGCAUAUACCUUACUCAAGUUGACUGAUUACAACAACAAAUACACUGAAAUUAAAAGUUGCCUGAAACUAAUGCUGGACAAUUGGAUCAAAAUCAGCAAAUCACAUUAUUAUCAUAGGAACAAGGCCAUUUGGGUAGUUUUUAAACAUUUGCUGAUUGUUGUGCACAUGGAGAUAGUGACAACCCAAAGCUUGAUUUUAAGGAGCGGGGCACAUGCAUCAAGCUGACUUGAGAAUGUGCUUUGUUGGCGGCAGAGCAUUUGCAGAACUGCUGAUACUUUUUACUUUGCCAGUGCUGGUUGGCUAAGCGGGAGCUGGUGCUUUGGUGGGCGUGGAGAAUGAUUUGGAAAAGAGGAAAUCCUUUUGCUGUGCCCGUUUACGUGUGCUGGCCUUGUACUGCUGAUUACCAUUUUUAAGGAGAAACAAAUACACAAGGACAGGAUUAUUCUUUGAGCCCCUUUGUUUCCACAGAAUGAUUAAAUGAAGGGUUUUUAAAUGCAUGGAAUGUUCACAACGUAUAUACUAUCUACAGUAUAUGUGUAUAUACUGUAAGAGAAUAGAUUGGUACAGUAUAUUUGGUGAUGCAACUAAAUGGGGAAAAAAAGAAGUUAAUUCUAACUUUGAAAGCUCGGUACUAGUGUUGUAUAAUAGAAAAAUCUGAUUUUGACUGAAAUGUCAGCAUGCCCAGAAGAGAAUAUAGGCCUAAAAACUCUUUGAACUCAGUGCCUCUGCAUGAAACUAGUGUAUCAUCUCCAACAAGUGAGUAAACCAAAAUCUAUUAUAUUUCAUCUGUACACAAAAUUGACACGUCAUGACAUUUCUUUGCCUGUUUUCUAUCUCAAAUGUUGCAUUUAACCAAGAAUAAAAAUUAGCUACAGCUCCAUAGUAGCUAAACCAGAAGAUUAUCAGAUCACAUCAAGCAUAUCAAACUACAUCCUCAGACUCUCAAGUAUCAGGGUUACCUUUUAACUUUAUUGUUUGUAUUCCAGGAAAUUACAAAAUUUGUGUUCCUCAGUUCAUACAAAAUUACUUUUAACCUUACAGCGCAAAUGCAUUUUGCACUUUCCAGUUUUUUCAAAUACACCUUAUUUAAAAAUGAAGAAAUGUGUCACACAACAGUCUUGGCUGGGUUUGUUGGACCAAGUCCUAUGAUACAGCAUAAUGCUUUAGAAAAGAGCAGUUCCAGAAGAGAGUCCUUAGUGGUCUUGCCAUAAAACAUUGUUAAUAUUAUGUACAGUUUCUCACUUGCUUUUGUAAAAAAAAAAACUGUAGCUAUUUAUCUGUAACGGUAGCUUUUGUCUUUGCUUUUUGAGGAUAAAAACGUUAUAAACCAGUUAUUGGCAUACGUUUGAUAUAUGAUAUGAUAUAGGCCCUCUGUAUUGAUUUAGUAUCCAUAGAUCAUACAUACAGCUCUGGUAUUGACCAUCUCUCUUGUCAGGAAUAUAGAGAUCUAGGGAUACGUUUGAUCUACCAUGGACUUAAAAACAAUGCACAUAAUAUCUAAUUGUGUAACAUUAAGCUCUGCUCUGUUUAAAAGAGUAACAUAUUAGCUAUUGUAUAUACUACAGUUAAUAACUGAUAUGGUUUCUUACAUUGAAACUGACUUCAAGUUGCAUUACUGAUGUGAAAAGAAUGUGAGCAGGAUAUUCUGAAGUGUUUGUGCAAUAAGGAGGAAUUCAAAGUUUGUUUAAAUCUAGGAAUAAUAUGUGUCUUUAUCUAUGAAGUCAUUGUCAUCUAUUGAGGAUACUGACUUUUGUCAAGUUUAUUCUUCUUAAUCGAGUAUCAAUAAUCCUCUUUGUAGUGGUGCACUAUAUGCUUUUGGUGACAAUGCAGGGCAACAUUAUUUGUACACGUAAAACAACUAAAUUAAGCUUUUCUUUUAGCUGCUUUCUCGUUACUUGCCAUGGUAAUUAAGAGGUUGAUUGACUUUUCUGUUGUUAUUUUUUUUUUGUAAACCUGCUGUACUUUAAAUGUGUGCUCGCUGUAUUGUUUGAAGGAAACUCUUAAUUAGUUUAUCAUUAUUCUUUGGAUUAAAGGACCAAGCUUAUUGCGCCCCCUCCCCCUAUUGAAGUGUGCAUUUGGCCACACUGUUUUGCUGUCUUCUGAUAAUUGGGAUCUGUAUCACCAGCCAGGAUCACUGAGUUAGCUGCAGUGAACCGUAACUCUGAGGAACGCCAGGAACAGCCCGGUGUAUUUCACCCGGUGCUGGAGAUCUUCUGCAGCUUUCUACCUGAAUCCCGCCGUGUGAAACGAGUCCUAAACGUGCCAAUUGUGUUCGGCUGCUGGAAGUCGCUCUCAGUUCUUCCACUUUAUCUAUUAUUGUGUUUGUUAUAUUCUUACUUGCCUUUGAGGUUCAUUUGGUUCUUUGCUGUAAUUACUUUGGCUGAAACAUACAAAUAAACUUAACUAGCUAUUGCAA